GAUAUCAUUUACAUUUCUUUGUGGAUCAAUGUAUUUGGGACUUGUCAUCUUAUCAUGAGGAUUAGAGUCUUGGGUCCAAACUCAUCUUGGGGUUGCAGAGAACUCAUAUAUCUGUGUUUCAUUCCAAAUUUUGUAGCCUGAUUCAAUUGAUACUAAAAAAUAUUUAUGCCUUCAUUCUUUUAACCCUUUUUAUUGAGGGUUACAUGUGAUUAUUUUCAUAAUUUUUUAUAGGAGCUUUUUAUUUUACUCAUAUAUAUCUAUUCUUGUAGAGGUUGGAGAGUGAUUUAAACAAUUGACAUGAACUGCUUAAUCCAAUGUGUAUUCUUGUAGAAGAGCUACUAUUGGUUUGAUUCUUCUUUUGCUUCUUGUUCUUGUUCAAUGGCAAAGUAUUAUUGUAGUAUUUGCAAAUUUUUUGAUGAUGAAAGGUAUGCACCUUAAUUUCUAUUGGAGCAACUUAAUCAUCAAUAUGUUCAGGUAUUAUACUAGUUUUAGCAUUCACGUGCUUGCAAUCAGAUUUUGAUUUUAAAUCUUUCAUUUAUAGUUGCAUCUUCAAUAUUAUUUUACCUUGAGGGAUAUUAUUGGACAUUUAGAUGAAAUUAUUCAUUUUAACUUGGCGUUAUUAUAUGCCUUUCUGAUUGAAAAAAAUUUAGACUUCAGAAGCAUGCCAUAUAUGUACUUGUUACCAUUUGUUUAACUUUCCCUUUGUAUGAUAGCAUAACAAAACACUUUUAGUACUUAGGCCAUUGUAGAAGUAGAACUGUUAAUUAGGCAAUUAUAAUUGUUGGUACUUAUUAUCACUUUCUCUUCUUUUCUGGAAGAGAAAUUAUUCUCACAUGAUUUUGACAUAUUAAUGCAAGUGCUUCAAACUUCGUAAGGUGCUAUUUUCAGACUUCUUGGAGUACUCCAAUGUGAUAUCGACCUCUCUCCUAAGAUACAUCCUGGCCAACAUGGAAGUUUAUUUAUUUAGUUUUUUCUUUUUCUUUUUUCAUGGAAUUACGCUAGAGACUAAAGUGUUUACUCUAUAACUCUUAUGGACUUGCUUGGGCAGUUCACUGCUUUGUUAGGCAAUUAUGCUAGAAAAUAUAGAAAUGAAUUAUCCAUGUCAAAGUCUUAUUAUUAGGUGAAUUUUAAGAAGCAUGGCACUAACUUUCUAGAAUGGAUAUGAAGGUGCAAGGGAAAGAUCAGCUAUACGUUAAAUUUGUUGCAGAGCAACUGGGCCUGGAUGGUUCAUAUGUUCCUCGUACUUAUAUUGAACAGAUUCAGCUGGAGAAACUUGCACUGCCAGAUGAUUUAAAGACAAAACUCAGCAUAGAUGAUGAUUUUGCUGCAAGCCCUAAAGAAGCUCUUUCCCGAGCAUCAGCAGAUAGAAGAAUGAAGCAUCUCGGCCGAGGUGUGUCACAAUCAUAUUCAAAUCAGAGAGACAAGACUAUGGCCAAGCUAACUAAACUGGCUGUUAACCACAGAAGGUUUGAUGGAAGGGCCCCAGAUUCACCUGCACCACUUUCAAACCAGGGAAUUAUAACUCAACUUUCUGAACAAAUUUCUACUCUAAACGAAAGGAUGGAUGAAUUUACAUCUCGCAUUGAAGAAUUGAACUCCAAAUUCUCUGUCCGGAAAGUCUCAGCCAGCCAACAAAACUUGGCUAUGCAGGCUGAAACAUGCAAUGGUUCGGGACCCACUUCUCUUUUUGUCACCGGAUUAAGUAAUGGUUCUUUGACUGGUUCACUCCUGCCCAAUUCUUCAUCUUCUUCUCAAUUGACUAAGGAGUCCCCACUGAUGGAAGAGUGUGGUGGAAAGAAUACAUAUACACUUGGUGAAAUUAAUGAAACUCGAAAUGAAUGGGCAGCCAAGCUUCUUGAGCAGAUGAGUCAUAGUUAGAGUAACUUUUGAAAUCAGAAUUAAAAAAUAUACUAAUUGUAGUAUUUAGUUAGUACUUACAUAGUUAUUCCAAGUGUAUAUUUUGAUAUUGUAAUUUUAGAUUUGGAACAUACUGAGUUCUAUUGAUUUUGUCUGCCUAUUGAUUAUGUCUGAACUAUGUUGUAAUUACACAGGAAAUUAUGAAUGAAUAUAGUGGUUGAAAAUAGAGAAAUGAAAAAAUUCUCAUAUUCUACA
Molecule: messenger RNA, 2112 nt
Organism: Humulus lupulus (European hop)
Lineage: Eukaryota; Viridiplantae; Streptophyta; Magnoliopsida; Rosales; Cannabaceae
Product: inorganic pyrophosphatase TTM2-like
Exons: 6
Coding region: 1156-1878 (240 amino acids)
Source: RefSeq, a predicted model, not a curated record